UGGAGGGCGAGGCGGUGGAGGCGGUAGCAAUGCACCUGCCGCUGGAGGUCCUUCUACGAUGUCAGUCCGUGUGUGUGAACUGGAAGGUCACGAUAGAGAAUGCUGGUUACCUGUGGAAGCAUGUCGUCCUGUCCAGAGACUUGCGGCCCAGGCUACAUCCUGUUGCGCUGCAGAAGAUUGUGCGAUGCGCCCAGGGUAGGUUGCAGGAACUAGACCUGAGAGGGUGUGCAAAGGUAGAUUGCUCGCAGCUUUAUGAGGAUGUGGAAUGUCUUGGAGAGUAUGUUGAGAUCAUACGGCUGAACAGGGAGGAUCAUUCCAAAAGCUUGCCCCCUGCUCUGAGCGCUUGCGGCGGAUUUCCACAUCUUCGCGUGUUGGAUCUUUCCUGGUGCCCUGGAGUGGACGAUGAGCUGAUCGCAAGCAUCUGCGCUACCUCUUGCACGAGCUCCAUACAAGAGUUGCUGCUACGAGGCUGUCUUGUCAGCGACCAGGGGGUAAUGAAUGCUGCAAGGUCGUGCAAACAGCUGAGGGUGCUUGACAUUGGGGCAUGGCCAUACUCGAGGUUGAGAGGGGUGAGAUCCGUCACUGACGUCAGCCUCUUCUUCAUCGCUCAGUGCGCAGCUUUCAGGAGUGAAGAUUUCUUGCUGGAAAAUCUGUGCAUCGCUGGUAGACGAGGGACAACAGACGAGGGGUUGGACGCUGUCAUCGAGUACUUGCCGUUCCUGAAGAGGGUAGAUGUUCGAUCCUGCUCAUCCAUCACGCAGCCUUCUCAGC
This is a messenger RNA of Guillardia theta CCMP2712, 771 nucleotides long. RefSeq lists its product as hypothetical. The annotation marks the transcript as partial. The record is from RefSeq and is a predicted model, not a curated record. Gene Ontology annotation, molecular function: protein binding. Gene Ontology annotation, biological process: SCF-dependent proteasomal ubiquitin-dependent protein catabolic process. The transcript has a single exon. Lineage: Eukaryota; Cryptophyceae; Pyrenomonadales; Geminigeraceae. Gene Ontology annotation, cellular component: SCF ubiquitin ligase complex.